CUCGACCAACCGUUGAUAUGUAACCUGUCACAUCUCCAAGCACCGGGUACGAGAUGCCCCAAAUUUGCCAUAAAAUGCGAAGAUUGGGCUUCUCUCUCCUCCACCGCAGCUCUUCCCUUCCCCCCUCAUUUUCUGUCCCUUCAGUCACCAGGACAUGCUGUCUCCACAGAGUGGUCCUCAGUGGGUUGCACCCUUGCUACCAGGGCUGUCUCCCGGGUCACAGCUACCAACACAGGAGUGGUAUGAGCACAGCCCUCAGGCAGCACAUACAGGACCUGAGUGGGCCCGAACAGAGACUGUUGAAUAAACUGUAUGAAGGGCUGAUUGGAGAACAGCGGGCGUCUCUGGCUGAGUCCAUUACUUUGGUUGAGACCCAGCACCCAAGGAAGAAGGAGCUGGCUCAGGUGCUGCUGCAGAGGGUGCUGGCCUACAGGAGGGAGCAGGAGAGUCGGAAUGGAGGGAAGCCGGUGGCCUUCAGAGUAGGACUGUCAGGUCCCCCAGGAGCAGGGAAGUCCUCCUUUAUUGAGGUGGUGGGGAAAAUGUUGACAGGACGUGGACAUAAAGUUUCAGUGCUUGCUGUUGACCCGUCUUCCUGCACAACAGGAGGGUCUCUGAUGGGUGAUAAAACGCGAAUGACUGAGCUCUCCAGGGACAUGAAUGCUUUUAUCAGACCAUCGCCUACCUCAGGAACACUUGGUGGAGUCACCAGGACCACUAACGAGGCCAUUGUUCUCUGUGAGGGUGCAGGAUAUAAUAUUGUCCUUGUAGAGACAGUAGGUGUGGGCCAGUCGGAGUUUGCAGUGGCUGACAUGGUUGACAUGUUUGUGCUGUUGAUCCCACCAGCAGGGGGCGAUGAACUUCAGGGUAUCAAGAGGGGCAUCAUCGAGAGGGCCGACUUGGUGGUGGUUACAAAGUCGGAUGGAGACCUGGUGGUGCCGGCCAGGAGGAUCCAGGCCGAAUACACCAGCGCUCUCAAGCUGCUCAGGAGACAGUCCAAGUCCUGGAACCCUAAGGUGGUGCGUGCCUCUUCACACACCUUCGAGGGGAUCCCAGAGGUCUGGGCUAAGAUGGAGUCAUACCGGGACGCCAUGUUAGCCAGCGGUGAGCUUCAGGGCCGGCGGAGAGCCCAGCAGAAAGUUUGGAUGUGGAGUUUGAUCCAAGAGAACGUCCUUCAGCAUUUCCAGAAUCACCCCAGUGUCAGAGACGCUCUGCCACACCUGGAGGAGCGAGUCACCAAAGGAGCCAUCUCUCCAGGACUGGCUGCUGACCUGCUUCUCAAAGCCUUUUCUUCAUCACCAUCAUAGCAGUCAUCACCAUAGACAUUAACAUCAAAGUAAUCAAGAUAGUGAUCAAUGGGACUUGAAUUUUGAGCAAGGGUGGAUGCAGCAUGACUGAUCAGGGCCACACAGUGCUGAAGUAAGCCAGGACAACGUCAGAUGGAGCUUUACUCACACAAAAGAGACCAUGAUGAGACUUAAGUUGAAGUCACUCCUUUACAGAAGCUACAGUCUCUGCAUAAAAUCCAUCAGAAGAUAAAGAGUGAGAGUCCACACUUGUCUGCUGCUGAUUUAGGAGACAUCUACAAGAGAAUAAGGGUUGUCAUGACUCCAAAAUUUGAUAAAACACUAGUAAAAUCAAAUGAUUUGCUGUAAUUGAUGCUAGAAUUGUCGUGGACACAAACACUACAGAAUUUCACCAAAAUUUUAACACGGUUGUUAUUAAACAGAGUACAGUAAUGGCCCUCUUGUUACUGGAGAAUAGUUUGCACAAUACCUAGACUGCCCAUAAAAGGGAAAAAUAUGGAGCCCUUCAGUUGGCAAAAAUGUGCUCCACUGUAAAAUGAAGCUGACCAUAUUUUAUUUUUAACCCCAAAUUCUCAGUAUUUUUAUCAAAGCAACAAAAAUAGACAUUUUAUAUAUUUUUGCUUUAUUAAAAAUUUAGCCUAUAAAAGUGUAAAUCCUCCUUUAUUUUCUUCUAUUGUGUGGCAGUGUUGCAAUGUGGGCAGGUCAAAUGAACUAAACCAUUUGGCUGGUAAUGUCAGAUUUCAUUGCCUAGCCAUGAUCUUAGGCACUAAGGCCCAUUUUUAGGGAACUUUUGAACCCAAAAUAACAUCCUAAGAUAUUUUUUCAGCACCAGAAGGAGGCAGAUUUUUUGCCAAGAGGCUAGCACCAACAUUAGUUACCCAACUCAUGCAUUGACAUUAAUAAACCACAUCCCUGAACAACAGGCUGUUAAGGGCCUUAGCCAUUUCUGUAGGCAGGCAUGACAGUGAUCAUCGCUUAAUUUGUCACAUGAUUAUUUUUCAUGGCUUCAAUGCUGACAAAAGCAGUGUAAAAGGUGGUCAGAGAAAGACUAUUUGUACUGUUUGAUUGGUAUUUCACUCUACAAAAAGCUAUUAAAAGUGUUAAUUAAAAGAUCAACCUCAAAGUUGUUUUUAUAAUCACUUGUUGCUCUGUUGAAGUGGUAAGAUUUUUUAUGUCUCCUUAAAAAGCAACUGGAUGUAAAAACAUGUUCACUAUUUUUCUUUCUAAGUGGAAAAUUAUAAUAAAG
Molecule: messenger RNA, 2550 nt
Organism: Cheilinus undulatus (humphead wrasse)
Lineage: Eukaryota; Metazoa; Chordata; Actinopteri; Labriformes; Labridae
Gene: mmaa
Product: metabolism of cobalamin associated A
Exons: 7
Coding region: 54-1304 (416 amino acids)
Cellular component (GO): cytoplasm
Molecular function (GO): GTPase activity; GTP binding
Source: RefSeq, a predicted model, not a curated record